UAUUAACCCCCUCCAUUUAUAUAUUCCCCUCUCUUCUCCCACAGAUCCGAAUCUCUUCUCUUCUUCAUAUUCAACUUCCAUUAUCCCCCCAGUCAACAGCUUCAACUCACACAUACAACCUCUUCCUCCAAUCACCUUCCACUACUACCUUCACUACCCUUCAACAAACCUUCAAGAUGGCAGGAGAGACUAUGGUCCAGGGCCAAUUCACCCACAACAACACCGAGGCACCGCAAUACACUGAUCGUGUGCUCCCUCUCUUCUCCCUCAAGGGAAAGACUGCCAUCGUCUCCGGAGCCGGAGCAGGAAUCGGUCUUGCUGUCGCCCACGCCCUCGCUGAGGCAGGUGCCAAUGUCGCCAUCUGGUAUAACAGCAACAAGAAGGCCAUCCAGGAGGCUGAGAAGAUCGAGAAGACCUUUGGCGUUAAGUGCAAGGCAUACCAAGUAAACAUCACCACCUACGAGGCCGUCGAGGCGGCCGUAAACCAAGCCGUCUCAGACUUCGGCGGCCGUCUCGACGUCUUCAUCGCCAACUCCGGCAUCCCCUGGACGCAGGGUGCCAUGCUCGACGGGGAGAUCUCCCACUACAACAAGGUGGUCACCACGGAUCUGGACGGGACCUUCUACUCCGCGCGCGCGGCUGGGAAGCACUGGCGUCGCCAGAAGGCUGAGGGGACGACGACCGAUGGGAAGAAGUUGGAGAACUUUACUUAUGGGAGUUUUGUUGCUACGGCGAGUAUGAGUGGGCAUAUUGUGAAUAUUCCGCAGUUGCAGGGAGCGUAUAAUGCUGCUAAGGCGGGUGUUAUUCACCUUUGCAAGUCCCUCGCUGUCGAGUGGGUCGGUUUCGCCCGCGCCAACUCCGUCAGCCCGGGCUACAUGGCGACUGAGAUCAGCGACUUCGUGCCGGCGGAGACGAAGGCGAUCUGGAAGAACAAGAUCCCAAUGGGUCGUGAGGGCGAGGCGCACGAGCUCAAGGGCGCGUACCUGUACCUGGCCAGUGAUGCGGCGAGUUACACGACGGGGACGGAUAUCAUUGUUGAUGGUGGUUACUGCCUUCCAUAGAUGAGUGAUGAUGGUGGGUUAUGGGAAUUUUAUAUAUGGAUAUGAUGGAUGGAUGGGGAGGGGAGCCAAGGCCUACGGGCGUGUGCUGAGGGAUGGAUGGAUAGCAAAUAGAGAAUGAUCUUGGUAGGAUGUGGAAUAAAAGCCAAUUGAUCCCCCCAA
This is a messenger RNA of Pseudogymnoascus verrucosus, 1220 nucleotides long. RefSeq names its product L-xylulose reductase (gene LXR3). Gene Ontology annotation, cellular component: intracellular anatomical structure. The record is from RefSeq and is a predicted model, not a curated record. The transcript is spliced from 3 exons. Lineage: Eukaryota; Fungi; Ascomycota; Leotiomycetes; Thelebolales; Thelebolaceae. Gene Ontology annotation, molecular function: oxidoreductase activity, acting on NAD(P)H, oxygen as acceptor. The coding region runs from base 177 to 1061 and encodes 294 amino acids.